Brassica rapa (field mustard) is the source of this 4619-nucleotide messenger RNA. Its product is annotated as LOB domain-containing protein 33. Gene Ontology annotation, cellular component: nucleus. The record is from RefSeq and is a predicted model, not a curated record. Lineage: Eukaryota; Viridiplantae; Streptophyta; Magnoliopsida; Brassicales; Brassicaceae. Gene Ontology annotation, biological process: hormone-mediated signaling pathway; positive regulation of DNA-templated transcription.
AAAAUAUGUAGAAUGAAAACGUAAUGUCUAUUACAUUUUUCAUAUAAUAUUUAAUUAAUAAGUUAAAAUUGUAAAUAAAUAACCUUAGCAAAUAUAUAUCACAAUAUGAUUAAAUUUAUUGAGUAGAAGUUUGCACAAAUUAAUUAGUACACAAAUUUAUUAUAUAUAAUAAAAUAAAGAAGACAAAAUUAUAAAAAAUUACUAUAAACAAAUAUAAAAUCUAUUAAAAUAUAGAUUAGACAAAUAUUUAUUAAUUUAAAUGAAAUUUUAAAAAGAAAUGAUUCCGCGCUUUGAAAGCGCGGAUCAAAAUCUAGUACUAUAAUAUAGUAGAUCACUGACCGAAUGUAAGAACACCAUAUAUAUUUUCCGAAGGGAAUAUUUUAAAUCCCGUGGCUUUGUGCGCGCCUAGAUAUUAAAUUUGUUAUCAUCUACAUGUGUAACGUGUGGAGAUGUGAAAACGGAUAUAAUUUUCUUUUUGUGGGAUGAACUUCAAUUGGUAUACGAAUACUGAAACCUGGUCGAAAUCAGUUUAUGUCCCCAUCAAAUCAUAGAAGUACUAUUUUCAAUGAUUUUGAUCGGCCUUAUAUUAACAGACUUUAACAAAAAAAUUACCAGUCAGAUCAUGAUGUUUUGCUUGCGUGAUUCAGUUUGGAUUGCCGGAAACAUGGUUUAACUUGGGCUUGAUGUCAUUUUUAAUAUGGUGGACCUGAGUUUCUAUAUAGCGAUAAUUCGUUGGCUGUGUCCGUCACUCUUCGGGUUUAUUUCUUUGUACUGUCUAUAUAUCUACUAAAGGAAAUUCUAGAAGGUAGAAUAUAAAAAUGUUUUCGCAUAAAACAAGACGUGGAGGACACCGGGCAAUAGGGUUAAGACCCACCAAAACAAAAAGGAGAAUUUAUAGGGAGGCUAAAGACAGCGACAAGUAGACAAGGUUCGUAGGGUUCACAGGUAACACUGCAGAUAAAAAAGGUUUACGUUAGUAUUAAAAUAUAAUGCCAUACUUAUAUGAUUGCAUGCAUGAUUAAGCUAAAACGUUGUAAAAGCUCUAAAGUCGAUAUUAAACGAGACCGACUCGUUAAUCCCAAUUCCUCAACUUUCCUCUUUUGUGUCUCUAGCAAACAAAAGAAGAACGUCAUAUCCACACACACAAACAAAAAACGUCAUAUCCACACACAAAUAAAUAGAGAUUUAAUGGGAACACUUUCAAAUUACAACAGUAGGUUCAAUGUUACUGGCAUUGAUUCAUUGUCGCCGCUUUUUAUCUGGUCUUCAGUUGCCUAUAUUGCGCUCCCAAUUCGUAAGUGGCAAACAAAGAAAAGGACAGUUAUACUUAUAAUAACUACAACUAUAUGGAUUGAUUAUGAUCAAUGGAUACUGAACUUAGAUUAACAAUAAUUACGGCUCUAUCAAAACAAUGUAGAUAUAGGGGAGGAUGACUCACAAUUCUACCACGUACAAUUUACUAAAGUUAAUAUCAAGGUACUAAUAAAAAAAGUUUUCUUUUACUUGGAGUGCCUGAUGCUGCAGUCUGAGCUGGUUAAUUUCGGCUCUAACUAAUUCCAAUACAAAAUAAAUAAAUUAACAUGUAUAUAUAGUAUAUAUAUUAUAUAUACAUAAAACAUAAAUCUUUUUUUUUAUGAUAGGGCUCUAAUUAAACUCCUUGAAGACAAUCUACAAACGAGAAAGAAGCCAGAACUUCUUGAAAUAUUUUUUUUUGAAUCACCACUACAAGAAAUCAGUCAUAUAUAUAGCUAUUAAAUUUUUCAUAGCUUAGAAGAAAAUUUGUAGCUACAAUGCAGCAGAAGAUGGAUGGCUUGAAUGAACUGAAAAUCCAAGCAUGUCCUGAAUAUUACUAAUCAUUAUUGAUUUGUUUAUUUGUGUGUUUCUGUACUUUGUAUUGGCUUGAAUGAACUCAAUGCAAGACAAGUUGAUGGGAGAGUGGACUUUUUCUAAUUAGAUACUGUACAUUUUGUUUGUGUCACCAUACAAAACGGCUGGAUUUGCAUCUCAACCACUAAUUAAUCAUUUCCUUAAAGCCUAAAGACUACAACAGUUGAGGAACAAAGAAAAAUGAUGAGUUUGGCAAAACAUAUCUAUAUUUAUUAACUUCGGAAACCAGUAAAGUAAUUAAAUGGCACUUUAGGCCAUUUUAUAGUGUAAAUUAGCAUGAAAUGUAGACCACGACAGUGCGACACAGACCCCCAGAAAAUAAGAUAACUAAUUUUUAUAUUAAAAGUGGUCACUUAUAGGAUUCAAGAAAAAUCAAGGUACCCAUAUUUGACCAUAACUUAAUAUCAUACAUAAACACUAGCUUAGGAGGAUUUAUAAACGGUGGCACGAAAGUUAUUAAUCUGUAUUACAUAUAUGUUAUACUAAUCUGUUACAUCUGGAAUUGUUUUAAAUCUAUGUACACCAAUAAAAUGGUAGCACUCAUUGGACCGGUAGGUGUGUCUUUAGGACAUGAAAAUUACUUUUUAUGUUAAACAUGUAUUCCUAAGAAAAACCGAGAUUUUAAAGCUAUAUAAAUAUGUAUUUAAAUAAUUGUAAAUUUAUUUAUUCACAUAAUAAUAUACAAAUUCUAAACAUAUGUAUUUGCUUCAAUAUGUUUUUUAAUUGAUUUGCGUUUGUUCACAACGUGCAUAAUCUAAAUUAAAGCGACUAAUAUAAUAUUAUUAAGUUUAUAUUUCGGAUUGUCUACGGUUGAGUACCCAUGCAUAUACAGACGUCGACUAUAAGUAACUAUCCAUACAAAAAGAUGCAUUCUAGAGUUUCACAACUAUUCUGCGAAAAUAUGUUUAAAUAAUAGUGUUAUUGAAGCUGUACCUUACUGCCUUUCAACUAUUCAUGAGAUUAAUCAUUCAAUUUGAAGUUAAAAAAAAAAGAUAAAGUUGCAAAGUGAUUGAUGUUUAUCUCAAAAACUAGUUUGUCAUACGUCAAAAACUUUUAGUGGUGGGGCUUAUAAAAACCAACGCGUUUUGUCCAAAGCUAACAAAAUAGCAAGAGUAAAACAGAGCAAAAAAAAUGGCAGCUCAUGGAUCAUCUUGUGGAGCAUGCAAGUUCCUAAGGAGGAAAUGCAACAUCGAUUGCGUCUUCUCGCCUUACUUCAGCUACGAGCAGGCCUCAUCUCAUUUUUCAGCGGUCCACAAAGUCUUUGGCGCAAGUAAUGUCUCAAAGCAUUUGCUUAGUUUGCCUCUACAUCAAAGAAGCGCAGCUGCGAUUACCAUCUCCUACGAGGCUCUCUCUCGCAUGUGUGAUCCUGUUUAUGGCUGCGUCGCCCACAUCUUCGCUCUUCAGCAACAGGUCAUGACUUUGCAAGAGGAGAUCGAGUUUCUUGGGACGCAUAUGGCGAACUUAUCCAACACUACUCAGAGCAGGUCACAACCUAAUGACAUGCCCGAGUUUCUGAAUCAGAUGACAAUGGACACUACGACCGGUUUCAUCGACCAGACAGUUUUGAACAACGACGUUGGAAUAAACUGCAUUGAAGGGUUCUUCACAAACCCGGAGGAAGUGCUCGUGAAUCAUCCAUGGUUUCAGAACAUGGAUCAUUACUACUACGCACCACAACAUUAGACGUGAACUAAAAAUGAUCGAUCAUAUAUAAAAGAAUGCGCCGUUUUUACAUAUGCCAUGGUUUUUUGCCAUGAGCCAUUAUAUUUAGGUCACGUUUUCUAAAUUGUAUGCAAUCUGUUAAGGGUUAAUUAGAUCUUGGAAUCCAAUUACAAUUGGAUUAUAAAAAAAAAUGCAUUUCGGUGAUGUCUCUCCCUAAGUCAAUAGUAUGACGUUAGUGUUUCAUUUGGGUCUAUGUAAAAUGUUUGUUUAGCAUGCAUUCCUGAGUCAAGUUCUAAUUAAUGUGAUAUAUCAAUUAUAAUUAUUGAUUUUUUUCCCACUGCUUCUCGUGUUGUAUCUGUGAUUGGAGUUCAAUCUCUAUAUAGAUUCAUUGUAUGAUAUUCAUGAUAUGGCAUUGUUGCUUAUGCUAUUCCUAAGUUUAACAUCUUGGAGGAGCAGAUGAUUAAAUGCUGAAUAUUCUAUUGGUUACCUGGGCUUGAAAUAUCUAUCUUGGCCCAUAAAUAACACCAAUGUAUAAUAUUUAAUGACUCAUCUAAAGUCUAACCUUCGGCCCAAACGCCUCUAUAUAUAUUAUUUCAUAUAUUUUCCCCAACAAACUUCUCCGUAUGUAUAUUGUUUUUCAUUGGCUAUAUAAUAUUAUAUCCUCGCAUAGAGAACACUUCCAUUUGUGAAAGCUCCCCUUCGUCUAGUCGUUUGAUAAAAAGUUCAUUAAUGCUUUUACACUACAAAAUCUGAAUUUUAAUUCUUGGAAAAGGCAGAAUUAUGCGAAUUAAAGGAAAAAAUAUUUACAAGAAAUUUACAACAUGACACAAAAAGUACUGUCAAGCGUGAAUCCGAUAAGACGGCUCAGGUGAUUCAGUCAAACGUGAAUUUUCAUACGGCAGGUAAAAUUGUCGAAUGUAGAAUCGUCUGUAAUAUUUCUUAUAAUUAUAAUAGUAUAAAAUCCAGCGUUAAAAAAAAAAAAAAAAGAAAAGAGAAGAUUUCCAUUUAGCACAUGUUUGCCCUGUAUAUAAUAAUAUGAUAUCUAGUUAAAAAAAGGUAAUAAUAAUACA